Messenger RNA from Ipomoea nil (Japanese morning glory), 813 nucleotides. RefSeq lists its product as uncharacterized. The record is from RefSeq and is a predicted model, not a curated record. Bases 158 to 481 code for a protein of 107 amino acids. NCBI's taxonomy places the organism in Eukaryota, Viridiplantae, Streptophyta, Magnoliopsida, Solanales, Convolvulaceae. The transcript is spliced from 2 exons.
GGCCUCCUCCCUCCCACAAUCUCACUUUCUUCAAUUCUCUGCACCGCAACAGCACACAAGUUUUCUGCAUCUCUCAUCUGUUUAGUUCACUACUACAUACGAAAUUUAAAAAAAAAAAAAAAAUCCUUAGCUUUUUAAAGAAGAUCAUAUCAAUAUAAUGGGGUCAGGAUUAGCUCUAGACUACAUCGGAUGUGAAGAACACAAUUACCAGCCCCAUUUUCUUGACGCCUGCUCUCUUUGCCAGAGAACCUUGGCUCAUAACAGUGAUAUCUUCAUGUACAGAGGGAAUACUCCAUUUUGUAGCGAAGAAUGCAGGCAAGAACAGAUAGAUAUGGAUGAAGCGGAGGAGAAGAGAUGGAGAGUUUCUGCUUCUUCUUGCUCCAAGAAAUCAUCACCAAAAACACAAUCAACAAAAGGGUCGGCCUCCAAAGAAGCUGAGAACAACAAGGCCGUAAGAACAGGGUCUGUUGCCGUGGCGUGAUCAAAAUCCAUCUAUCUAUCUAUAAAAAUGAGGGAAAAAGAGAGGAAAAUGAAAGGGUGAUCUGAAGUGAGGUCAUCACCAGUUUUCCCAUGACCCAAUCCUAGCUCAAUAAUAUGAUGGAAAACUUCCUUCUACUGUAGAGCUUGAUUGAUUGCUGCAGCAGAUGAGAUCCAGAUUGUUCCAUCACACAAUUUUGUAUCUGUUUUUUUUUUUUUUUGUUUUGGGAUUCAUUGUUUUUCUUCAAUUCAGAUCUUGGAAUUGUGAGCUCUACAAAUGUGUCGAGAUCUGUGAGUUUUAUUAGUGAUAUCGAAAAUUAAAGAUUUCAUACUUGA